CCCUCCCUACUCAUUCUCCCUCAGCUUCCCAGCUCUAUCUGAUUCCUGUCACUUGGCUCCCUGGACCAGCAGCCAUGGCUGAUAUGAAAACAGGCAUCUUCGCUAAAAAUGUCCAGAAAAGGCUUAGCAGGGCCCAGGAAAAGGUGCUUCAAAAGUUGGGGAAAGCCGAUGAAACAAAAGAUGAACAAUUUGAGGAAUAUGUACAGAAUUUCAAAAGGCAAGAGGCUGAAGGUUCCCGCCUACAAAGAGAAAUGCGAGCUUAUUUGACUGCUAUCAAAGGAAUGCAAGAGGCAUCAAUGAAACUCACAGAAUCUCUUCAUGAAGUUUAUGAGCCAGACUGGUAUGGGAGAGAUGAUGUCAAAAUGGUGGGAGAGAAAUGUGACACACUCUGGGAAGAUUUUCAUCAGAAAUUAGUAGAUGGAGCUUUGAUAACACUUGACACAUAUCUAGGGCAGUUUCCUGACAUAAAGAAUCGCAUUGCUAAGAGGAGCAGAAAGCUGGUUGAUUAUGACAGUGCAAGGCAUCACUUAGAAUCCCUACAGAAUGCUAAGCGAAAAGAUGAAGGAAGAAUAUCUAAGGCUGAAGAAGAAUUUCAAAAGGCUCAGAAAGUGUUUGAAGACUUUAACAUUGAUUUACAGGAAGAGCUUCCAUCCUUAUGGUCAAGGCGAAUUGGUUUCUAUGUCAACACAUUUCAGAAUAUAUCUGGCUUAGAAGCAAAAUUCCACAAGGAAAUUACUGUGCUCUGUCACAAGCUGUAUGAAGUAAUGACCAAGUUAGGAGAGCAGCAUGCUGACAAGGCAUUUACUAUUCAAGGAGCCCCAAGUGACUCAGGUCCACUGCGAAUUGCAAAGACUCCAUCUCCGCCUGAAGAGGUCCCAGAAGAACCAAGUCCAUUGGCAAGCCCCAACCACACAUUAGCACCUAUCUCAUCACCAGCCCCAGCACGACCCAAAUCACCCUCACAGCUGAGGAAAGGUCCUCCUGUCCCACCUCUACCUAAACUCACCCCAUCAAAAGAAUUGCAGCAAGAAAACAUCAUUAGCUUCUUUGAAGACAAUUUUGUCCCUGAAAUUAAUGUGACAACUCCAUCACAGAAUGAAGCAGUAGAAGAAAAAAAAGAAGAAUCUUUACUAGACUUGGAUUUUGACCCAUUUAAGCCAGAAUCAGCAACAGUGGGAAUUGUACAGUCCCAUUCACCAUUAUCACAGACAUUGCCUUGGGAUCUCUGGACGUGUUUUUGUCCUUCCACACAGACUAACAAUGAAGUUGUACAGCCUCCUGUCUCUGAAAGUUUGUCAUUAUGUAACUUGAUAAUGGCUGAGACCCCAAGCUGUGGGUCAGCUGAAGAUUUAAACAUAUCUCAACCUCAUGAAGUUGCAGAUAGCUGGGGCCUUGAAAAUAGCACAGUCAGAGAUAGGGUGACACCUAAUGAGACUGCCCAAGCUGAAGAUUCUCAAGACAAUUUGCAUGGAGAAAAUGCACAUUCUAAAUGUGCCGAGGAGCAUUACUCAUUGGAAUCAAAUUUAGACAGAAAUGAAUCAUUUGAAGAUAGAGAGGUUCAUAAGUUUUUGCCAGAAGUAUCCAUUUCAGAUACUAUAAAUAUUGUUGAUAACAGUCUACAGACAGAAAUCCUAGAUAAAGAAGAAACGCUAGAUGGGGCCAGAAAACAUGUGUUCAUUGUAGACCUUGAGUUAUAUGAACAAACUGAACCUUCAAGCAACAUAAAAAAUAAUUUUGAAGAGGAGUGUGAAGAAUACAGCCCCAACAAUGACCAAUUGAAUGAGACAGAGAGUCUUCAACUAUCAACUAAGGAAUACUUGGAAACCACAGAGGUAGAAUUUGCAUUAGACCAGGAACAAGUUUUGGUGAAUAAAAAGUCUGAGACAGAUAUAACAGAUAAAAUUGAUUUAAAAUUGCAGUGCUUGGAGCAUCCAAGAGGGAAUGCAUUGAAUGCAAUGAAUGAACAGCAUGAUUCACCUUUAAAGACUUUAGAUUUGGAACAAUUGCCACAAACCCUAGCAAUAGAGGAUGACAAAAAGUAUUUUGAAUGUAAUAAUGAUAUUACUGAUGAGGAGUUUGUUUUGGAUAAAAGUAGCCAUAAAAGCUUUAUAGAUAAAGUAGACACUGAUUCUCAUAACAAUGAUUUUAUAUAUACUUCUGUUAGCAAUGAAAGUGAUAUUACAUCUAAUGAUGUAAGUGAAACAAAGGAACCAGAUAAUAAACUGAGAUAUUGUGCUAGGGUUUUAAAAAAGCAAACAUCUUUUGAGGUUUAUGAAGUUAUACCUUAUUCUCCUGAAAAUAAGGCUAACUUGCUUCUAGGAUCUGACAAUUGCUUUAACACAAGUAAAAUUAAUAUAUCUCCUGACAGUACAGAUCAUGGGCAUGUAGAUCAGGAAGGAGGUAUAUUGCAGAAAGACAACACUGACAUUUCAAACAGUGAAUUUAACGAUACCUUUCAUGUACAUAACGAUGGCAUAUGGCCACCUAACUGGGAUCCAUCAUGCACCACUGAUUCGUGGGUAGAGUCAGAUAUCCCAGAACAUGAAUUCUGGUUUAAUGACCACAGUUCAUCAAACAUGAAUACUUCAGAGGUCAAAAGCACUACAGUUAACACCGUAUAUGAUAUAUUAACUGCCUCUGACCAAAAGAUGCAAGAGGUAUCCUUGCAAAAUUGUUUGCCCAUUGGUAGUUCCCAAACUUUCUUUCACUUGGGUGACUCCAGAAACCACAAUAUUGAGAGUUGUUCUAGCUCCAAAGACCAUGAGGCCAACAGCUCUGAUUUAUCGGAAGAUGAGAUUGCUAACCGGAGAUAUGGAAUCCUAUUCCAGGAUAUAGAGCCUGAAAAAGAAGAGGUAUCCCUGCCUUCCCCAGUGUGUAGUCUAGUUUAGAUAUAACAAUAUCCCUUUUUCUACCUUGUGCUUCUUUCACUCUUUACCCAUUCCUUUUGUUAAUUGUUGCAAGUAUGUGUUGAAUACAGAAUGUAUGUGCAACAUGUCCUCAUGCGCUCAUUUCAUUAAGCAGCAGGGAUCCUUAUAAACAAUAACCACUAUUUAAUUAUAUCAGAUACUUUUACAGGCAUCUUUCUAUGUCAGGUGUCCUCAACUUUUCAUGUUCAUGGUCCCUAAGACUGUUGGGGGGCCAGACUGUAGUCCUCAAACUAUAACCCUGCCCCCCCCCCCCCACUGCAUCCUCAAACUAUGGCCUGCUCAUUCCCUGCUCCAUCCUCAGAUUACAGCUCUGCCUGCUGCGUCCUCAAACUAAAGCCCGCUCCUGCGUCCUCCCUUUCCCUGCUCCCCUGCUGCGUACUCCCACUUGCUCCCUGCUGUAUCCUCCCGAUCCCCGCUGUGUCCUCCCGCUCCCCACUGCGUCCUCCCAGUCCCUGGGCCGUAGUUUGAGGAUCCCUGUUUACAUGAUAGGAGCGAUACAUGACGUGCAAUUCAGAAUUUCCUAACAAAAAGGCUGUCACAGGGUAAUUUAUGCAAAAAUAUUUGAUUACUUCUUCACAUGCACUUUAAGCUCUUAUAGAAACAAUAAUGUUUAAAAAUUGGUUUCUGUUAUGUAUUUUCCAUGAUGAACACUUUAUGAUUUCCCAAGCGUCUGUGCUCAGGCAAUCAUAAAGGAAACCCCGUAUGAGGUCUUUUGUUACAGAGUCUGGUUAUAAUAUCUUCUAGGGAGUAAUAGCAUUACAUUAGCUAGCCAUUAAUUUUAGUACAUUUUUGGAGUUAAGUCAAAUACACGUGCACACACAAAUCAACCUAUGCACCAACACCUGUAGCAACUUUGGCCAACCAAGGUUUAAAAAAUAACUCAUUCUAUUCAUUGUUAUUUUAUAAUAUAAAUAUGUAAUAAUACGUAAUCAUUUAAUAUAUAAUAUGAGGACAUUCUAAAUGACAAUAGGUUCUGGACCAGGUUGUGGUUAUAUAAUGAUGGAUGGUACCUGUCUCCUUAACAUGAGGUAACAGACACUCAUGCAGAAAUUGUGCUGCUGUUUUUUGUUAUGAGCAACAAAUGGGUAAGACAGGUUAUAUUGUGGCAGCUUUGUGCACUUUGGUUGCAGUCUACAAGAUUUGCUUGCUACUUUAAUUGAAAAGGAAAACUUUAGUUAUCAUGCUGUGUUUAUGUUUUGUAAAUGCAGUAUGUAAUAACCAAUCUUUGUUUGAGGUCCAUUUAGAAUUUUUGCUUAUGGACUCUAAGCAGGUAGUUGGCAAUACUGAGGGCAAGUCCUUUCAAUGGAGCUGGUUGAACUAUAACUCACUUUAGUUUUUGGACUGCAUUGGACUGUUUUUGUCACAUAAAUGGGUUCUCACAGGGGCUAGGCUGGAAAUAGCCUCUUCAGCAAAUGCAUCCACAAAUGCACUGGAAAGUGUGGGGUAAUGCACUUUUAAGAGAUCGGUGUAACCAUUAAAUAUGUAACCCUUGAAAGAGCUUAUAGCUCAAAGCAUGUCAUGAAGAAGACAGCAGCACACAAAAAACAACCAGCAUGGAGUGUCUGUUUCCUCAUGUUUAUCAAAUGAUAUAGGGACAUUUUCUGAGAAAGGCCCUGCAUUGUGAAACUUACAGAGUGCCCAGAGCUAAUGAUGGUGAUGAAAUUAUAUAAUGAAGAUGCAAAAUACUUUCAGACAUAAUACAUGUUUCUAAAAAAUAGCACACAUACUGUAUCAGUUAAACAAUACUCUGUAGGAUAAACAGUGCCAUUCAGGAUUAAAUGCUCAAAAUGCUCAUCCCUUUAUGGUAAAAUAGUCACCGUGAGCUUUUUUUCCAGCAGCUUAAACAAAGGUCCAUGGUGGGGCUGAUAUGUCACAACCUUUUUUAAGCAUUUAAAUGUGGACACACAUUCCUUUUUAACACAUUCAUAUGCAAACCUUUAAAUGAUAAAAAUAUCAAUUACCCUGCUGUAGGCAGUAGCAGAUUUGAGUUAGCUUUUAAGCAGGAAAUGCCCAUGCUUCCAAUGCUAUAUGCAAUUAGAAUAGCAACCCCUUUUAUUUUCAUUUGUAGCUUUCUUCAUUCAGUUAUAACAGGUUAUUAUUU
Xenopus tropicalis (tropical clawed frog) is the source of this 5028-nucleotide messenger RNA. It is a transcript of the gene amph, whose product is annotated as amphiphysin. Gene Ontology annotation, cellular component: cytoskeleton; endomembrane system; cytoplasm. The record is from RefSeq and is a predicted model, not a curated record. NCBI's taxonomy places the organism in Eukaryota, Metazoa, Chordata, Amphibia, Anura, Pipidae. Bases 75 to 2888 code for a protein of 937 amino acids. The transcript has 15 exons.